Nakaseomyces glabratus is the source of this 1677-nucleotide messenger RNA. RefSeq names its product dolichyl-P-Man:Man(6)GlcNAc(2)-PP-dolichol alpha-1,2-mannosyltransferase (gene ALG9). Gene Ontology annotation, molecular function: alpha-1,2-mannosyltransferase activity. Gene Ontology annotation, biological process: protein N-linked glycosylation. NCBI's taxonomy places the organism in Eukaryota, Fungi, Ascomycota, Saccharomycetes, Saccharomycetales, Saccharomycetaceae. Gene Ontology annotation, cellular component: endoplasmic reticulum membrane. The record is from RefSeq and is a predicted model, not a curated record.
AUGAACAAUAAAUACUGCACAUUUGUGCUGGUGGUGCUACUAGUAGCUACUAGGCUGUAUAUACAGCCAUUUUAUUCUCUGAUUUCCGAUUGUGACGAAACUUUCAACUAUUGGGAGCCAUUGAACUUACUUUUACGUGGGUUUGGUAAACAGACGUGGGAAUAUUCACCUGAAUAUUCUAUCAGAUCAUGGAGUUUCCUGUUACCUUUUUAUUCAUUGCUAUAUCCUUUGAAUGCCGUGGCGGAGAUACAGGCAAAUUGGAACUUCUACGCUGUGAGAAUACUGCUCGGCCUGUUUAGUUUAAUACAGGAAUGGAAAUUGUUCAAGGAAAUUACUGGUACUACUACUUUAGAGAUUGCUAACUUUUGGUUAUUUUAUCAGCUUUUUAACCCAGGCUGGUUCCAUGCAUCCGUUGAAUUGCUACCAUCUGCAAUUGCAAUGAUAUUGCAACUGGGCUCCAUAAAUUAUGCAUUGAAGUAUCUGUCUACCAGUGCAUCCAGCAAUUUCAUUGGAAGUUUGACAUUCAAUAUGAUAGCCGGAAUUUUGGGAUGGCCUUUUGUGUUAGUUCUGAACUUACCGCUCUGUAUCCAUUAUGUGUGGACUCACAGAAUCAUUUCUUCUGUUAGAACUGCAUUUGAUUGUUCAUUGAUAUUUUUAUUGAUAUCUGUAAUUGUUAUUGGCAUUGACUCUUUAUUCUAUGGGAAAUUUGCGCCAGUAGCAUGGAACAUUUUCUUUUAUAAUGUCUUGAAUGCGGAUGAAGAGGCAGGUCCAAAUAUUUUUGGCACUGAACCAUUCUCAUAUUAUAUUCAAAACCUAUUACUAAACUUCCCCAUCACUACGCUAGGCUUUGCUGUCUUAGGUGUUUCUCAUUGGAGAUUAUGGCCACUUUGGACUAGUGCAAUUGUGUGGUUUACCGUAUUUGCACUACAGCCACAUAAAGAGGAGAGAUUUUUAUACCCACUCUACGGUUAUAUUAGUUUGAGUGCCAGCAUUUUGACGUAUAAAGCACUGAAAGUCUAUAAAAAGUACUUCUCGUUUGCAUUCGUUGUUAAGCUUAUUAUAGUGGGAACAGUAAUUCUACAGUCUCUAUUGCGAAUCUUUGCAUUGAUUGAAAACUACAGGGCUCCAAUGACUGUUUAUAGUGAACUGUUUUCUAGAGAGAGUACUUCUAAUUCUACAGUAAAUGUCUGCACCGGUAGAGAGUGGUAUCAUUUCCCAAAUUCAUUUUACCUACCUAAUGCUCAUAGAUUAAGGUUUGUUAAGUCAGGUUUUGAUGGUCUAUUGCCAGGUGACUUCAUUGAAGACGAGUCAAUCUUUACAGCGGUUAGAGCUGUACCAAAAGGUAUGAACAAUAGGAACAUGUUUGAUGAAUCUAAGAUAUGGCCUCUUGAAGAGUGUGAUUAUUUUGUUGAUAUUACUUUACCUACUGAUGGCGAAAAGGAUAGCUUUACAGGGUCUAAUUCAGCAAACCGCUGGAAUGCAGUAGUAUGUCAAAAAUUCAUUGAUGGUUCAGAUUCUAAAUUCUUAGGUAGAGCAUUUGCGGUUCCUGAAAUUAUCGACUGUAUGAUGAAGGAAUAUAUUCCUGAGCUCUGGACUAAGUUGUAUCAUGCUAAGUAUAUUGAUUAUUGCCUCUACGAAAAGCUGCCUUCUUCUGAAUAUCAAGUUAAUGCUGAUUAA